AUGCAGCCGACGACCCUGGCCCUUCUGAUCCUUCUGCUGAUGCGGACCUCAGCCGUGACGAUGCUGGGUUUCGUUGGGAGCAUCACGGAAUGGCUGCUGCUGCACAUCCCACUGGACGUGCACGCGCUAGUCUGGCUCAGGGUGCUCGUGCUGAUGCUGCCACACAAACGACCCGCCACCAGGUCUGCCUGCAACAAGCUAUUCCUGUCGCCCCUGCCGGUUGGCUGGCCCCUGGAGCGUGGGUGGCUGCAGGCGCGGCCCCUCCAGCUCCGCAAGAUGCUGUCUUUCGUGCCCACCGUUCGCGUGGCGUUGAUCUGCAUGAUGGUCCAGAUGUUGGCGUGCCUGAUGAUUUCACUCCUGCCCACCUCUCGCGUGGUGCUGCUCUACAUGAGGGUCCAGAGGCAGACGUGCUUGCCCACCUCCCGCGUGGUGUUGCACAACGUGGUGAAGCUGGAUGAGCACGGGGAUGUGACAGAUGUGCUCGGCCUGGACCUCGACGACCUCUGCGUCCGCGUGGCCCUGCUCGAGGGUGCGGCGAGGAAGCAGGCCGAGGAGUGCGCGACGGACUGCCUGCAGCUCCAGAUCCAGUCGCUGCGGCAGGAGGCGGUGGAGGCGUUCACGAAGACGCAUACGCUUGCGGCGGAGGUCAUAGCGCGAAGGACGGUGGAGGCGGUCACUCCCGUUGUUGAGCGCCUGCUUCGCGUGGAGAAGGCCUUCGCCAACGCUGAGGCCAAAGCGAAGCAGGAAGCAGAGGAGAAGACCACGACGGACGCAGGCGCCAAGGAGAAGGCCUGGGCGGAGGCCUAUGAGCUGCUCGUGCAGGCCGAGGCCGUUGCGAAGGAGGAUGAAGCAAAACCGAAGACCGAAGCUAAAGCGAAGAAAAAGAAGAUUGUCCGUCGUACGGGUGCUGACCGACGAUGGGAUGCUUCACUGAAGGACGCGAACGCCGCUGCCAAGGCCUAUCUGUCCACCGCCAAUGCGAAGCAGGACGAGAAGCUCCACGACGUUGCCGCCAGAGCCCAGUGCCCUUUUGUGGUCGGCGCGGGCACUGAAAAGGGCACCAGCAUGAGCGGCGCCCCCAUGGAGUCCAAGGGCCUGGACAAGGUCCCGGGGGACAUGGACUCGGGCGUGGCCGAGCCGUUCCUCGGGCGCGUGAUCAGCGCCAAGCAGGCCCGCGCCGCGAUGCUCUCCCUCGCUGGCUCCGAGAAGCAGCGCCUGCACAUCGCGACCAUGGAGCUCCCCGACGAGCUGGACCUGCUGACGCUCCAGGAGAAGGCCAAGGCCAUCUCCCUCCCC
Messenger RNA from Prorocentrum cordatum, 1296 nucleotides. Lineage: Eukaryota; Dinophyceae; Prorocentrales; Prorocentraceae. The record is from the annotation of a GenBank genome assembly.